UGGUUUCUUUGGCCUUGCUCGGCCAUUUUAUUUGAUUCGAUACUUCGGUCUUCGGUGUUUGUUAUUGUAACUUUUUAGCUAGUUAACUUGCUGGACUAAAGUUUAAGUUCAACUAAGCUACAGCGGAAAUGUGACUCCUAUUGAUCCUUAGUUCAUCAUACGAGAGAGCGACACUUAUUGACCUAAAAACUCGUUUCAAAAACAAAAUAAUAUGUCUGAAAAAGAUGAAACUGUUAGUGAAACAGUGCUCAUAACACUGGAAGAAAUAAAAGUGGAGAAAGAAGAGACAGUUUUUAUAAAGAAGGAGCCAGAAUGGGAUGUAGAAACUGCUGGGGUGUAUGAUGGAGAGAUCAAAACCGAGGUGGUUAUUAAGGAAGAACCUGUGCAGACUGCGAUUGAAUUCGUUGGGGAUCCUGGAGAACUCCUGGUCAAAAGGGAGAAUACCGAGUUGCCCGCAUUUGUACCCAGGAAGAGAGGGCGCCCGCCAGGAAGUAAUACUCAAAACAUAAUCCUAGAAGACAUAAUUGCGCCUGGGAAGGGCUCAAGAAAGAAACAAACCAUUUUCAUCUGUGACACAGAUAAGAAAGCUUUCCCAAACAAAAAACAACUUAAGGCACAUAUGCGAUGUCACUCCGAUAAAAAGCCUUUCUGCUGCCCAGUUUGCCAUAAAGCGUUUGUCCAUCAAACAUACUUGAAGCGACAUAUGCCGGUACACACAGGGCAGAAAUCCUUCACCUGCGAUGUAUGUCAGAAAAGUUUCACUUUCUCCAGUUCCUUGCAUAAACAUAAGCGGACGCAUACUGACGACAAGCCUUACUUCUGUCAACGAUGUAAUAUAAAUUUUAGAGAAAAGUCACAAUUAACUAUUCACCAGUUACAACACAAAGGCGAAGCAGCCAAGAAGCAUACUUGCAAAAUCUGCAACAAAAAAUUCCUAUUCAAAUAUAUGUUACUCAGACAUGAGUCCUUGCACACAUCAGAUAAACCUUUCAAAUGUGAGUUGUGCGACAAGCGGUUCAAGCAAAAGUAUAAGCUUGACAUACAUCUUCGAAUUCACACCGGUGAAAUAAAGUUGAAAACGUUUAUUUGUGAUUAUUGUAACAAAUCAUUCACAAAUAAAAGCAACAUGAUCCAACAUAUACUGUAUCACAUGGGCAUGACGAAAUGUCAUUAUUGCGAUAUUUGCCAUAAAUUCUUUAGUUACGCGUACUUUUCUCGUCACCGUCGCACACACACUGGAGAAAAGCCUUACAGUUGUGAUAUUUGCCAAAAGAGGUUCGUAUGUCCAAGUUCUUUGAAGAAGCAUAAGAGAAAUCACUCCGAUGACAAACCGCACGCUUGUGAAGUAUGCAAAAAACGGUUUAAACAGCGAUCUACAUUAGUUCUCCAUGCAUUAACACAUCUAGGAGAAGAGGUAAAGCGGUAUGAUUGCAAUGAGUGUCCAAAGAAGUUUCUACAUAAAUACCAACUGGUGAAGCACCAACGCGUUCACACAGGAUUUAAGCCUUUUCCGUGUGACUUAUGUAGCGAACGAUUUUCUCAGAAAUACCUGCUGAAAGAGCAUUUAGGCGCACACGCAGGACAUAAGUAUACGUGUGAAGUUUGCAACGAAAGUUUCGAAAAAAGGAGAACCUAUCUCGAUCAUCGACAUAAUCACACGGAAGUCACAACCACAUAUUCCUUCGCAUGUGAUCAAUGUGAUAAGACUUUUAAUUGCAAAACGAAGUUGUCAAGGCAUAAAGUGACUCAUUCCGGGCUUAGACCGUUCGCGUGUAACUUAUGUGAUAAAAGCUACACCCAAAUAGGGCAUCUAUUGGAGCAUAAACGAACGCACACCGAUGACAAACCUUAUAGCUGCGAGAGUUGCUCGAGACGAUUUACAACUAAACGCUACUUGGUUAAACACGUAAUGAGAAUACAUUCUAGCGAAAAAUAUGAUAUGGAUGGUAAAAAGUUCAAUUGCACACAAUGUGACAAACAAUUUUUACGAGCGAAUACUUUGAAAUUGCACGAAAUUGCGCACUCGCGCGCAGAUUCGGUUCACAAAUGUAAUGUGUGUGAUAAAGAAUAUAGGAAUAAAUUUAAUUUGGAAAGGCAUGUGCAGACGCAUAGUGUGACUGUUAAAAUUGAAACAUCUGUCCUUGAAGAAUCCGAUGAAGCCAAUUAGGAAAGAUGUAUAUAUAAGUAGAUACUUAAAAUAACCUAACCACAAAAUUACAAUUUUGAAAAACCCUCGACCGCGACACAGUGGACCGAUUUUCAUGAAACAUGGCUAAGAACACUCCCGACAGUUUUCAAACAAAAACAAACUAAAUCAGUUCAUCCGUUCGGGAGCUACGAUGCCACAGAUAGACACACACACAAACAGACACAACAAGCUUUAAAACCAUAAUAAUUCCUUUUAAAAUACCUAUCUGUACAAUUUUAAUACGAGUGUAUUUUUGUAUACUACGUCGGUGACAAACAAGUAUACGGUCCACCUGAUGGAAAGUAACCUAUGGACGCCUGCAACUCAAAGUGUGUCACAUGCGCGUUGCCAACCCAUUAAAAACUUGUACACUCCCUUUAGCUCUGUAUAGAGGAAAGUAAAUAAAAAGUGCGCUGCUUCUACCUCCAAUUCUGCGAUAAAUGCGUUCCAUUCGGGACUAAAAUGCCCCCUUUUUAU
Molecule: messenger RNA, 2665 nt
Organism: Leguminivora glycinivorella
Lineage: Eukaryota; Metazoa; Arthropoda; Insecta; Lepidoptera; Tortricidae
Product: gastrula zinc finger protein XlCGF52.1-like
Exons: 2
Coding region: 212-2167 (651 amino acids)
Biological process (GO): negative regulation of transcription by RNA polymerase II; regulation of cytokine production; regulation of immune system process
Cellular component (GO): nucleus
Molecular function (GO): DNA-binding transcription factor activity, RNA polymerase II-specific; RNA polymerase II cis-regulatory region sequence-specific DNA binding
Source: RefSeq, a predicted model, not a curated record